Erigeron canadensis is the source of this 798-nucleotide messenger RNA. RefSeq lists its product as uncharacterized. The record is from RefSeq and is a predicted model, not a curated record. Lineage: Eukaryota; Viridiplantae; Streptophyta; Magnoliopsida; Asterales; Asteraceae. The coding region runs from base 1 to 798 and encodes 265 amino acids. The transcript is spliced from 3 exons.
AUGGCUCCACCUCCACCAAAGGAUGCUAGAAACUUCACACCAUGGGGGCUCGACCAAGACGACACUCUCGAGGACAUUAUACCCGAAACUCAAGAACCAAAUGAUGAGGAGGUUCAAGAAGUUGACGCGCGUGGAAAGAAAAAGGAAGGCCCGAAAAAACGUGAGAGUUGGAAUAACGAACAAGAGGUUGCGUUGGCUCAAGCUUGGAUCCAAAUUUCGGAAUGUAAAAAAUUUAGGAAUGAGCAAAAAGCGGAAGGUUUUUGGAAGCGGGUUCUCGAGCAUUAUGCUAGUCAAAUGGGCGGCACUACACGAACCGUCCAUGGUAUUUUGCCAAAGUGGAAAACGAUGAAUGCUGCUAUGGGUCUCUACAACGGUAUUCACAUCCAAGUGAAACGAGCCAAGGGUAGUGGGUGCAACGAUUUGGACGUUCAAAAUGAGGCGAUGAGAUUGUACAAGAAGCGAACCAAAAAAGAUUUUGGUCAUAUGGAAGCAUGGAAGGUCGUGAAUACUCACGACAAAUGGAAAGAUCAAGAGUGUUUUGCCGAUAUUUUGGCGGCCGUGGGAAUCACAAAUAAGGCGGCUAGUUCUUCUUCAAAAAGAAAGUCGACGGAGUAUGAUUCGGCUAGCAAUGAGAACAUCCUUCCCGACAUGAACGAAGACCCAUCUCCUCCCUUUGUUUCUUCCUCCAAGUCAAGAAAAAAGCAAACCGCGACUUCCUCCUCUCAUGAUUUUUGGGCUACACAAAUCGAUGCCUCGAAGUCGAAGUUCUCGACAAAGGAAUUUGAAGUUUUUUACUGA